UGUUCCUAAUAAAGUGCUCGGUGAGUGUAUAUAAUUAAUAUAUCAGUCACAGGGAACAUAUUACUGCAGCACUUGUAGUUUUAAAGGAUCUGAGGAAUUCUUCCACCAGCAGCAGCAGCAGCAGCUGUGUAGUCUACAGAGCAGCUUGUGUAUUAUUGUAGGUAUGAAUGUGUAUCAUCAGGACAAACAUGAAGCUGCUGAGGUCGUAUGUACUCGGCAUGUCUAUGCAGCUCUCCUCACAGCUUUCCAAGUCACUCUGUUCGUUCAGUUUUCUGUAUCAGCUUCUUGGACUCAUUCCUUAAUGCGAUCUGACUGCAGAGUUUAGCUUCAGGGCUUCUUCUCCUGUUCCACCCUCUGACACGCCUGGAAGACUUAGAAGUUUGUUUUCAGACGGGAGGCAGAAAAUUGCCGGUCUCAUCAUGGCCCCCAAACUGAGCAUGCUGCUGCUGCUGCCGCUGUUGCUGGCCGUCGCCAUGGUUACGGUGCAGGCCCAGAGGCGACGCCCGAGCUCGACGUCCACGGACGAGUGGAACUUCAGGGAUGGCUCUGAGAGGGUGAACAUGCGGGGUGUGGCCAACCUGACUCAGAUUCUGGACAACUGGAGGUUCGACAUCCUGAACCAGAUGAAAGGACUCCUGCAGAACGACCACCAGUCCCUGCUGCCCGACUACGCCAGGAUCCAGCCGCUGUCCGAGGCUUUAGACGACCUCUACAAGGAGUUCAACGCCCUCAAGUCUCACCUGGGCGACCUCACCGAGAAGUUCGCCGCCAUAGAAACUUUCAUCGACGAGGUCAAAGCCAACCAGGCCAACAACGCCAACGCCGGCCCGGCGUCCGGCCCCGCUGCGGCCCCCAGACCGACCAACAGGAGGGUGAUUAGGAAGAAGACCACCGUCUCCUAACCGGCCAAUGACGCGCUGCUUCCUUCCUGAUGUCUGCUUCUUCUUCUUCUUCUUGCCACCCUCUUCAGGAUGUUUGUCAAUUUGAAGCUUAUUCUGCUUUAACAGAUUCAAAGGUUCACAUUUUUACAAAUCUGUCUUUAAACAGUACUCACAAAUAUACACGGAAGUUGGAAGUUAGAGUGUUUUUUUGGUACAAAAAUCAUCUUUGUGUUCGUAUCUCUGCAGUGCCGCUCAGUAAGAAAACACCAGCCAGGUUUCCAUCCAGAUGUAGCACAAAUUUCCAGAAUAUCAGCAAAAGAACUGAAUGUAAUGAAUGUUUGUUUCCAUCCACUCCUGUUGUGUGAAUAUUAGGAGAUAAACUCCAGUUGGUGCUAUUAAACGGUUGCAGAAGAAGAGGAAACAACGAGAUGACGUCGUUAAAAGAGCGGCAGUCAAAGCUCAAAUGAUGGAAAUAUGACAUUUCUGUUAGUUUCAUGUAUUGAUGUGAGGAAGGUUACAGUCUCCUCAUCAUCAUCGCUCCACGCAGAUGUUUGAUGUCUUCAGCUCCUCAGUGACGUUUAAGUCACAUGAUUCACGCACGUCAUCGUUUAUUCACUCAGUCUGUUUACAUUUUGUUUUUAUCCACACAACUACUUUUACACCUCAGCCAAGCGUAAAAACUUUCCACUCAGGCUUGAAAAUGCAAAUUAAAAAAAACAGUUGGAUGGAAACACAAAGACAGAAUUUUUGUAGUUUUGGAAAAAAAACACCUGCUUGACUUGUUUUAGACCGCUGAAGCUUCAUGUUACCUUCAGCUGAACGUGUGAGUAUUGUUCUCAGUCAGACGUUAAAAAUGUGAACUUGUCCUUUAAUUUCCUUAUUAUCAUGUUAUAUGACGUCUAUUUUAUCGAGGUUCAACACAGCCUGGUUAACCUUUCAGAGCUCACACACCACUGAAUAACAAAUCAUGUUCAACAAUCAGAGAAUUUUAACAAGAAGAAGUCAAAAAUUUAUUGCAAUGCCAAAUUAAAAGCAGAUGUGGACGAAGUAGUUUCCCUCUCUCACAGUUUAAUAACUCAUGUGCACAGUUUAUUAAACGUUAUUCUCAAAUCAGGUUCAAGUCAAAGUUUAGGAGCCACAGAAAUAUAUUCAAUAAAAUACUUGCACACGAAAAAUUUAGCAUAUUGAUAUUAAUUGAUCAAACUUUAUUUGUAUAAAGCUAUCUAGUGAAUAGGCAGUGAUUUCACACACAGCCACAGUCUCCAAUUUCCUCAUAAAUAUUAUUUUUUACAGCGGGAAUAUUUCACCAAAACUCGACAAACAUUCUUUGGGAUUUGAUUGAAUUGUCUGUGUUGUCAGCUGAUAGAUAGAAAAGUUCUUCUCUCUGUUUCUUCUGCAUGUCUGUGGGGACAUUUAUCCUUGUUGGUUUUGGGUUUUACUGCUGCUUUAUAUGAUCUCUAAAUAAACUCACUUAUUGCAUCCAUUCAUCAUUUCAGUCGUUGAUUGUUCGAAACAUGUUUUUAUUUUGAUCUGAACAUGAAAACAGCAUCAGAAUUGAAUGAAAUUAUGAAUAAGUGCAGUUCAAAAAUGUUCAGACUAGAGCUGCGGAGUUCUCCUGCAGAGGCAGCAGCGGCACACUUUCCAUAUUUUGGAAAUGUAUGAUGAUGAUAUGAUAAAAGAUGCAACGUCUGUCACUGCCUAUAUAACAUGGAAAAGCGGAUGAUACGAUGGAUUCAGAAUGAAUACGAUCAAUCAAACGUUCACGUGUUGUGAUUCUUCCUAAAACACGUGUAGUUCUGUCAUAAAACAUGCAGAACAUUAUAUUAACUAAGCUGUGAAAUACAGGAGUUCUGGUAAGUUUGAAACAUGAACAACAAAAUAUAAAAAUAACAAAAUGAUUCUAAAUAUCUAAAUUUGCCAAUAAACAUCAUGAGGACAUGUUUGCACUUUUAGGUUAAAUAAUAAUUAAAGUUA
Molecule: messenger RNA, 2855 nt
Organism: Thunnus maccoyii (southern bluefin tuna)
Lineage: Eukaryota; Metazoa; Chordata; Actinopteri; Scombriformes; Scombridae
Exons: 4
Coding region: 420-902 (160 amino acids)
Source: RefSeq, a predicted model, not a curated record